Molecule: messenger RNA, 3764 nt
Organism: Thunnus maccoyii (southern bluefin tuna)
Lineage: Eukaryota; Metazoa; Chordata; Actinopteri; Scombriformes; Scombridae
Gene: hspa4l
Product: heat shock protein 4 like
Exons: 19
Coding region: 299-2779 (826 amino acids)
Biological process (GO): protein folding
Cellular component (GO): cytosol; nucleus
Molecular function (GO): ATP-dependent protein folding chaperone; ATP binding
Source: RefSeq, a predicted model, not a curated record
CGCUGGGUGACGUUAGGGAAGCCUAGGAGUGGGAGAAUCCGCUUUGGCCAUCAUUGCUCCCUGGGAUUACUCUGAAUGAGUUUGCUAUAAACAGCUUGACUUACAUAACAGCGAGUAAUUCUGUUAGUGCACCUUCAGCUAGCCGUCUGGUUUAUUUUCAGAGGAGAGGACGCGCUUAAUUGCAUUUCAUUUUGGAAUAGAGCGCCAUUGUAUAUAUACAUUUUUUUUCUCAUAGGUGUCAAGUGCGGUCGUUGCGAAGGAUAACUUACUCAAGAGGUGAAUUUUAAGAGCGCUCAUUAUGUCAGUGGUAGGCAUUGAUGUGGGUUUCCAAAACUGUUACAUCGCUGUGGCAAGGAGCGGUGGCAUUGAAACCAUUGCCAAUGAAUACAGUGACAGAUGCACACCGGCUUGUGUGUCUUUGGCCACCAAAAAUCGCAUGAUUGGAAAUGCAGCCAAGAGUCAGGUUAUAACAAACUUCAAAAAUUCAGUCCAUGGCUUCAAAAAGUUCCAUGGCAGAGCAUUUGAUGACCCAUUUGUCCAAGGGGAAAAGCCCAAACUGCCUUACAACUUACAUAAACUGGCCAACGGAAAUACUGGAGUUAAGGUGCGUUAUUUGGACGAGGACAAAGUGUUCACAGUGGAGCAGAUAACGGGGAUGCUGCUCACCAAGUUGAAGGAGACGUCAGAAAGCGCCCUGAAGAAACCGGUGGUGGACUGCGUCAUCUCGGUCCCGAGUUUCUUCACAGAUGCUGAAAGACGAUCUGUGUUUGACGCCACUCAAAUCGCAGGGCUCAACUGUUUACGGCUAAUUAAUGAUACAACUGCAGUGGCUUUGGCUUAUGGGAUCUACAAACAGGACCUUCCAUCUCCAGAAGAGAGGCCCCGAAAUGUGAUAUUCGUGGAUAUGGGACAUUCAUCAUACCAAGUCUCCAUCACGGCCUUCAACAAAGGCAAACUCAAGGUCCUUGCCACAGCGUUUGACCCAUACCUUGGUGGGCGUAAUUUUGACGAGGCGCUGGUAGAUUACUUCUGCGAAGAGUUCAAGACCAAGUACAAGCUGAACGUGAGGGAGAACCAGAGGGCUCUGCUGCGUCUGUACCAGGAGUGUGAGAAACUGAAGAAACUCAUGAGUGCCAACUCCUCCGACCUGCCUCUGAACAUAGAGUGCUUCAUGAAUGACAUUGAUGUUUCCAGCAGGAUGAAUAGGGGCCAUUUUGAAGAGAUGUGUGCUCAGUAUCUAAUGAGAGUAGAGAUGCCACUGAAAGCAGCCCUUGAACACUCAAAACUGAGCCGGGAUGAUAUCUAUGCAGUGGAGAUAGUUGGAGGAGCUACGAGAAUGCCAGCUAUUAAAGAGAGGAUCACCAAAUUCUUCGGCAAAGACGUCAGCACCACACUGAACGCAGACGAAGCUGUCGCUAGAGGCUGUGCACUUCAGUGUGCAAUUUUGUCCCCAGCAUUUAAGGUGCGUGAAUUCUCCAUCACUGAUGUCGUUCCCUUUCCCAUAACUCUACGUUGGAAAUCACCAACAGAGGAUGGUUUGGGAGAGUGCGAAGUGUUCAGUAAGAAUCAUGCUGCUCCAUUUUCCAAAGUGAUAACCUUCCACAAGAAGGAGCCCUUCGACCUUGAAGCCUUCUACAGCAGCCCUCAAGAGCUCCCAUACCCGGACCACAGGAUAGGAUGCUUUUCUGUACAGAAUGUGGUUCCUCAGCCGGAUGGAGACAGCUCUAAAGUGAAGGUCAAAGUGCGCGUCAACGUCCACGGCAUCUUCAGUGUGUCCAGCGCCUCUCUGAUUGAGAAGCAGAAAGGAGAAGGAGAAGACAUGCAAAUUGACUCAGAGCCAAUGGUGCAAAAUGAAGGCAGAGCUGAGGACCAGACCAAAAUGCAGGUUGACCAGGAAGGCCAAAACCAGGGAGACCAGCAAAAUGAUGACGACUGUUCCACCAGUAAGGAGUGUGCAUCUGGGGAGAAGCAGGAUCCGGCAGCAGGGGGGAGCAAGCCCAAAGUCAAGGUGAAGAGUAUUGAUCUGCCCAUCGCAGCCAACAACAUUCGACAGCUCGACGGUGAUGUCCUUAGCAACUUUAUGGAGUACGAGCGUCAGAUGAUUGUCCAGGACAAACUGGUGAAAGAGCUGAACGAUGCUAAAAAUGCUGUGGAGGAAUAUGUAUACGAUCUGCGGGAUAAACUUUGUGGGAUCUAUGAAAAGUACAUCACAGAGGAUGACAGUAACCGGCUAUCACUGAUGCUGGAGGACACAGAGAACUGGCUAUACGAGGAUGGAGAGGACCAGCCCAAACAAGUCUAUGAGGAAAAGCUGGAUGCACUUAAGAGGUUGGGUCAACCCAUUCAGGACCGGCACAGAGAGCAUGAGGACAGGCCGAGGGCUUUUGAAGAGCUCGGCAAGAAACUACAACUCUACAUGAAGUUUGUGGAUUCCUGUAAACAGAAGGAUGAGCGAUACCUACAUUUGAGCGCAGAAGAGAAGAGCACUGUAGAGAAAUGCGUGAAUGAAAGCAUGGGCUGGAUGAACAGCAAGAUGAACGCACAGAGCAAACUCGCUAUUACUCAAGAUCCCGUCGUCAAAGUAGCAGACAUAAUUGCCAAAAUACAGGAACUGGAGGAUGUAUGCAACCCAGUGAUCAACAGGCCAAAGCCCACAGUGGAGGAGGCCCCUGAAGUGAACGACCAAAACAGUGGCGCUCAUAACGGCCCGACAGCCAAGCAAGACGCCAAGGGAAGCCAGCAGACAAAAUCUGGCACGAAAGAGAUGGAGGUGGACUGAGAUCGUUGUCUGACGAGCAACAUCACUGACCAUUUAGACAGUAGAAACAUGAAUACCUGGGACCAUUUCUCAAUCCUCACCAGCCACUUUUGUGGAUCUGUUUUUUUGUGUGUGUGUGUGUCCCCCAUCGGACUUUACCUUUUGAGGUUUCUCUGUUUUCACCCUUUCAUCCUUAUGUGUGACAAUGGUGUGCUUUACUCUCUCAAAGGUUUGACAUACUUAAUAAAAGAAAGAAUGAUGCAAUAGAUCAAACUCUGAUUCUGAUGUAAAACUGUUUCCUCUGUACCAUACAGGACGGUAAGCUUUUGUGUUUGCGUUCCACGUGUCUCAUAAGCAUCCAGUAACAGCAGUAAAUCCUAUCACCAUAAGAGAAAUAGAAAGUGCUGUCCAAACAAAUGCUAUUGCAGAACUAUUAGUUUGUAUGCAAUAAUACAAAUUAUAUAUAUUUGUAUUUAAUGAGUUUGAAAUGAUGUCCAUGUCUAGAAACUGUAAAUACUAUUUUAGUAAAUAAAAGCAGCCAGCAUAUACAGCAUCAGUAAAAAGUCUGGACACGCCUUCACAUUCAUUUAAAAGAGAAAGUGUGUCCAAACUUUUGACUGGUGCUGUAUUAUUAUGUACAUAAAGAACACAUUCCUAGUGUUACAAUGGCAAUGCUUGACACACCAAAUCUCUUUAGUAAGUGAUUGGUUGCCUAUUUCCUUUUUUUUUUUGUUUUCUUGCAUUUUUCCAUAUUUAAGUUAUGGGAUUUAAAGAUGGCAAAAAUAAAUUCAUUUGUCUGUAAGACAAAAUGUCUUUAGUCUGAAAUUAUUUUAUUUUCAGCAGCUGAACCUGAAAGAAAUCAGAAAUCUUUAUCUGUGUGAAGUUUUGUAAUGUGAUCAGGACAAUUCAAAAAUGUAAGUGUUUAGGUUACUGAGAUUUGAAUCCCCAGUUAAGAAAAGUGAGAUGCACAUUGGUUGCUUACAACACAUGAAACUAUAAAUUACAG